This is a messenger RNA of Kickxella alabastrina, 627 nucleotides long. RefSeq names its product ribosomal protein S2, flavodoxin-like domain-containing protein. The record is from RefSeq and is a predicted model, not a curated record. Gene Ontology annotation, molecular function: structural constituent of ribosome. The transcript has 2 exons. The annotation marks the transcript as partial. Gene Ontology annotation, biological process: translation. Lineage: Eukaryota; Fungi; Kickxellomycota; Kickxellomycetes; Kickxellales; Kickxellaceae. Gene Ontology annotation, cellular component: mitochondrial small ribosomal subunit; ribosome.
UCGUCCUUGACUCUGGAAACCAUGAUGGCCGCAGGUAUGCAUUUGGGCCAUUCUGCGUCCUUGUGGAAUCCGAUGAAUUUGCCGUAUAUUUUUGGUGAGCGUGAAGGGAUUCAUGUGAUUAAUUUGGAAGUUACCAUGGCAGCGUUGAGGAGGUCGGCGCAUUUCGUUAGGCAGGUGGCGUAUCAUGGAGGAUUGGUGCUUUUUGCUGGAGCAAGGAAGGAUCAUCGACAGAUGGCCGUGGAUGCAGCGUUGCUUGCGGAGCAGUACUUUGUUACUGGCAAAUGGAUCCCAGGAACUCUGACUAACCCUAGACCGCUUUUGGGCAAGCAUAUCAUGUAUGUGGAGGACAUUUGGGAUGAGGAAAAAGCCAAGUUGAAGAAAGAGGGCGAUGGGCUUAAGACUUAUAAGCCAGAUUUGAUCAUCGCACUUAACCCUCUGGAGUGCAAAACCAUGCUGGCGGAAUGCAAACUUGCGCAUGUUCCAACUGUGGGCAUCGUCGAUACUAAUUGCGAUCCGAGAUUGGUCACUUAUCCUGUACCCUGCAAUGAUGAUAGUAUGAGGGCGGUGGCUAUUGUUGCUGGUGUUUUGGCUAGGGCUGCGAAGGAAGGGAUGGAUAUGAGGAAGCUU